This is a messenger RNA of Cherax quadricarinatus, 2316 nucleotides long. RefSeq names its product mitochondrial ribosomal protein S25 (gene mRpS25). The record is from RefSeq and is a predicted model, not a curated record. Gene Ontology annotation, cellular component: mitochondrion. Gene Ontology annotation, molecular function: structural constituent of ribosome. Lineage: Eukaryota; Metazoa; Arthropoda; Malacostraca; Decapoda; Parastacidae.
UUGUUAUCACCAGCUCAGUUUGUUUACAUCCACGACUGGUGUUGGUUGCUGCUGCUGCUUCUCUCUCUUAACCUGCCUGAUACUUCACAUAGUGGGGGAGUAGGUGACUUGAGAGAGCAAGAUGCCGUUCAUGAAGGGUCUAGCGCCAAUCAGGCGAACACUUCAGUACUUAGAGUCGUCUAAACUAGUGCUGCGAGAGAGAGUACAGUUAGUGUCUGUGAAUUAUAACACACAUGGAGAGCACCACAAGGGUGUACAAGAAUUUGUGUUCUGGCACCUUCCACAACUACAAUAUAAAAAUCCAAAUAUACAGAUUGCUACUUUUAGGAACUUGACACCAACACCAUUUAUACGAAUAUUCUUGGAUGACGGUGAAGAUGUCCUUAUGGACGUUGACUCAAAGUCUCGCCCAGAAAUUUAUGAUCAUUUUAGGAAGAUCUUUUGCAAGUCUGAUAGCAAACUGGCACAGGAAGAAUGGGAGCGCCAGAGUCGUGAUAACCCUGCAAACUUUGGUUGGGGCUGUGAUCGGCAAUGCAUUUGUGAGGUGCCUGGUCAGGUACCCUGUCCAGGAAUAAUCCCAUUGCCAAAAUUCAUGAGGGGCAAAUAUAAAAGUGGAAAAGCUUAAAGUGAAUGUCAUACCUUAUAGUAUAUUCUCAAUUAUAAACAAAUACAUUUGAUCCUGCUUGUAUAUAAAAUUGUGUGGAUGAAGGGUUCAGAGAACCGACAAGUUGAUAAAUUACACAUAUGCAACACUUGGGUAUCUUUAUUGAGGAAACGUUUUGCCACUUAGUGGCUUCAUCAGUCCAUACAAAGAAGAAUGGUGAAGAACAGGAGGAGUAUGAAGUAAUCAGUCCCUCAGCCUUGAGUCAAUGUGGUCAGUCCACCAAUCUUGAUGGACUAACCACAUCAACUCAAGGCUGAGGGACUGACCACAUCGACUCAAGGCUGAGGGACUGAUUACCUCAUACUCCUCCUGUUCUUCACCAUUCUUCUUUGUAUGGACUGAUGAAGCCACUGUGUGGCAAAAUGUUUCCUCAACAAAGAUACCCAAGUGUUGCAUGUGUCUAAUUUAUCAUAUAAAAUUGUAUUAAGAUCUUAAUGGUAUCACAUUUUCUUUACAUCUGUUGUCAGCAGUUUUGCAACAUAAUUACAUCUGGAAAUAAAAAAAACAUGGCAAAUAUGAAAAAUCAUUAAUAAUGUAAAUAACAUUUUAAUGGAACCAUUACUUUUAAAAAUAAAUGUAAAAGGCUCUUAUGUUUUUCAUUAUAAUCAUAACUAAGUGCUAAAACCAUAAGGGUCACAAAGAAAAGCCACUUUUUUAAACAAAAGUGUACCAUUGCUUGGCAAUGUUUUAUAUGAAGACUGCUUCCUCCUGCAUUCAAAGGUUAAUAACUGUUCCACUAAACCACUUGUCUCCCACAUACUUCAUUUUCUGCAUACAGCAAUAGACAAACAAUAUUUACAAAAUAUGCCAAACUCAGGUUAUAGAGCACUACGAGGCUGAGGGAAGCUAGCAGCAAAGGAAAGCAGUGUGAACAGGUGACCAUAACUUUGAUAUGCUUAUCCUCUUCUAUAUUCUAUACAUACUGUACAAUGUUUAUAUUAAUGUUCACUUUACCUGUCCUUCCUUACUUUCUUCAACCCUCCUCUACAGAUGCCUAUGCAAUUUACUCUGUUUAUAUAUACACCUUCUCAAACUAGUUAAUUGUUUGUCACUUCCUCUAUUUCCUCAAGAGCUCUUCUUCAUCCAUGUGCAUACAGACACCUACAAAUCUCUUGCUCUUCAGACCCUUCUAAUAAGCAACUCUGUCUUGAUUAUAUAAAAAAAAAAAACUACAUGUAUUUUUUGCCACCACAUGCCUGCUGUCCAUUUGAUGAUUCUGGGGAUAAUCACCUUGUGGAGUGAUCUUGGACCAAGUUUCCAGUUGAUGACUUGGUCAGACUGUUACUGCUUGAGGUAUAUAAUAAAACAUGGGCACCACAGCACAGCUCAUUAGGAACAGUUUUGAGAAAUAUGGAACUCAUUUAAAGGUGACUAGAUUAUUUUCCUUAUAUUUGAAGUUAGGAUGUUCCAAAAUCCUUGUACACAACAAUGCUUUUUUUUACUAUAUCCACUGGUGUACCUGUUAUGUACAUUUCUUCAAAGGGGGAAGUGGUGUCUUGAAGGUGAAGGGUCUUUAAUCCAUGAAAUUUUAUAUGCCCUUCACUUCCUUGAAACAAAUCAGAUUGCUUCCUAUUUCUGCAAGUGCUUUUGACCUUUUGGUUUAGCUCAAACUGAUGAUAAUAAAUAACAAUAAUAAUAAAGUGUUGUAUGAA